Achroia grisella is the source of this 3994-nucleotide messenger RNA. It is a transcript of the gene Pld, whose product is annotated as phospholipase D2. The record is from RefSeq and is a predicted model, not a curated record. The transcript has 20 exons. The coding region runs from base 221 to 3820 and encodes 1199 amino acids. NCBI's taxonomy places the organism in Eukaryota, Metazoa, Arthropoda, Insecta, Lepidoptera, Pyralidae. Gene Ontology annotation, molecular function: phosphatidylinositol binding; D-type glycerophospholipase activity. Gene Ontology annotation, biological process: phosphatidic acid biosynthetic process; cell motility.
CUCAAUCCAACCUUGAAUUUACAUUACCACAAGUAUCAUUAUUUAUGAUUCAAACAGUUCUAAACUGGCCGACAUAGCUUUCAUAACUGUGCCGAGUUAGCCACUGGCUGGGUUAAUUAAUAUAAUGCUCACAUUAGUCAUAAUGAAACACUCGUGAACAGACAUCUAUUUGCUGUGACAAAAACUUAAUGAACAACUUUACGGCUACACGAACUACGGUAUGGAGACAUCGACCCCGACCACUGCUGGGGACUGUCUACAAGGAGUCUUCCAGCCUUUGGACUCUUUGAGUCCAGGUCUGGACUCCGAUUUCGAUGAGAGUCUGGCUAUACCUGAUUCUAUACAAAUAGAAAUAGAAAAAAUUAAAGAUGAACCCGAUUUUGCUCCAUCGAACUCAGUGCCUUUCAAAGCUAUCCACAACACACCUGUGAAGUUUAAGUCGGUGCAUAGAAAAGUGUUCAUACCGGAAGUUGAAAUACAAGUGAAAUUUACAGAAAACGAAAGAAGCGUCACUACACAUCUACUCAAUCCUAAUUUAUACACAAUCCAACUACAACAUGGCGACUUCACGUGGUCAAUCAAGAAACGGUACAAAGACAUCUUGUACCUCCAUCAGCAACUUAUACUGUACCGUGCUUCUCUCAAGAUACCGUUCCCAUCAAAAACUCACAAGUCGAGACGAGCCAGCUUCAAAAAUACGGUCAACACAGAGGAGGAAGCUGAGAAAGUGGUACUUGAAGCCCUGCCAAGGAAUAAUUCCAGAAAGAGAGAAGCGAAGCCGAGAAAAAGAAAGGGCGCACUGCCAAGGUUUCCAAAGAAACCUGAAGUUAUGAUUACAUAUGAAGGCAUCCAGUUGAGAAUGAAGCAACUGGAGGAGUAUUUGUUCAAUCUCCUUAACAUAUCCAUAUACAGGAAUCACCACGAAACGGUGGAGUUCUUAGAAGUGUCCAACUUAUCGUUUAUAUCGGAGUUGGGGACUAAAGGGAAAGAAGGCAUGAUUAUGAAGCGCACAGGAUCUACACAGCCGGGACAAGCCGGCUGCAACUGCUUUGGACUACUGGGAACUAUGGUGUGUGUCAGGUGUAACUAUUUCUGCACUGUGCUGGUCUGUGCCAAAUGGCAGGAGCGGUGGUUGUUCGUCAAAGAUACGUUCUUCGGAUACAUUCGACCGAGUGACGGCAUAGUAAAAGCUGUUAUGCUGUUCGAUCAAGGGUUCGAAGUGUCUAGUGGUAUGUACUCAACCGGGUUGAAUCACGGGCUGCAAGUACUGAACCACAGCCGGCAAAUGGUCAUCAAGUGCUGGACUAAACGGAAGAGCAAAGAGUGGAUGCAGUUUCUCAAAACCGUUGCCAAUCAGUCUGCACGUGAUUUCACGUAUCCUAAUGUCCACCACUCGUUCGCCCCUCCCCGGCCGGCCACUCCAGCAGCGAUCUUCGUGGAUGGUUCAUCCUACUUGUCAGCUGUGGCUGACGCUAUGGAACUAGCCAAGGAAGAGAUCUUCAUUGCGGACUGGUGGCUCAGUCCAGAGAUCUACAUGAAGAGGCCAGCUCUAAAUGGGAAUUACUGGAGGCUUGAUACCAUAUUAAAAAGAAAGGCUGAGCAGGGGGUGAAGAUAUUUAUAAUGCUCUACAAAGAGGUUGAGAUGGCGCUUGGCAUCAACAGUUUCUAUAGUAAAAGUAGAUUAGCCAGUGAGAAUAUUAAGGUUUUCCGUCAUCCAGACCACGCGAAGGCGGGCGUACUAUUCUGGGCACAUCACGAGAAGAUUGUCGUCCUGGACCAAACUGUGGCAUUUCUGGGAGGCAUUGAUCUCUGUUAUGGACGCUGGGAUGAUCACAGACACAGAUUGACAGAUCUGGGCAACAUAUCACAGCCGAAAUCAUCGAUAAAAAUGAAAAAGAAAACAUCGAGCUCCCCCGGCGGUGGCGGGUUAUGUUAUCCACAGGGCAACGGAAUCGAAGCCGCGAUCCUACUGGCCAAGACUUCCAAGGACAUUGUCAUCGGAUUGAAUGAAUCCAGCCUACAAGAAAAUAAAGAUCUGAACGAAAACGAAGAGGAAUCAGAGAAGGACUCCGUCGAAAUGGAACCCACUCAAUCUAACCUACCAGUAUUACAGCCCGGCGACCAGCUUCUUAUGCCUGCUCGCCCGGCGGACGUUGAUUUACAAGGAUUUGAAACACCAGAAGUACAAAAACGUAAUGUUCUCAACAAAAUAACGGACAGAGGCAAAGAUAUUAUCAGCAUAUUAUACCCAUCGUUUGAAGACGAAAGAAAUGAGCAGAAAUUCGACGAUGUGGAAAGAAAAAAAGCAGAGAAAUACGCGCUGUCUAAUGAUCAAGUGCUGUUAACAGAGGCGUUAGGGUUGCCAACAGCGAAAGUUAGUAGAAAAGUGAGUAAGCCUACGCCUCUAGCUCGAGUGGUGGAUGGUAGAGUGAUCACUGAGAGUACUAAAGACGCAUUGGAAGGACUUGAAGGAAAUUCGAAGCUGUGGAUAGGGAAGGACUAUACAAAUUUUAUAGUUAAGGAUUUCACAAAUUUAGAUCUGCCAUUUGUAGACUUAGUUGAUAGACACACAACGCCCAGAAUGCCGUGGCACGACAUCGGAGUGAUGGUACAAGAUGCUGCCGCUAGAGAUGUCGCCAGGCAUUAUAUACAGAGAUGGAACGCCAUCAAAUUGGAGAAGGCGCGACAGAACCCGAAUUAUCCGUAUUUGUUGCCAAAAUCGUAUACGGACAUAAAACCAUUACAAGAUCUGGAUGAACAUUUGAAUAUCGACGUUGUCAAAGUCUCGUGUCAGGUUCUCCGCAGCGUGUCAAGCUGGUCGUGCGGGUUCCUGGACCCUGACACGGUGGAGCAGAGCAUCCACGAAGCCUACGUGGAUACCAUCACACGCGCACAGCACUACGUCUACAUUGAGAACCAGUUCUUCAUCACACUCUCGAGAUCCAAUACUAUUGUACGGAAUCAGAUCGGUGAAGCUCUGUUCAACCGAAUAAUGCGAGCGGUGCGUGCCGGCACAACAUUUCGCGUGUUCGUGGUGAUGCCUCUACUUCCAGGCUUCGAAGGCGAGGUGGGAGCUCCCUCAGGAACUUCGCUGCAUGCCGUCACCCAUUGGAACUACCAGAGCAUCUCCAGAGGCCCAGAAGCGAUCCUGACACGACUGCAAAAGGCGGGGGUCACCAACCCCUCCGAUUACAUAACCUUCCACGGUCUCCGCACCCACUCGACCCUGGAGGAGGAGCCGGUCACGGAGCUGGUGUACGUGCACUCCAAGCUGCUGAUCGCCGAUGACAAGGUCGUCAUCUGCGGUAGUGCCAACAUCAACGACCGGUCCAUGGUUGGCAAACGUGAUUCAGAGAUCGCGGUUAUAUUGCAGGACGAGGAGUUCACGGAUGGAGUGAUGAACGGCGAGACGUUCCCGUGCGGGCGUGUGGCGGGGGCGCUCCGCAAGCGGCUGUUCAGAGAACACCUCGGGCUGAUGGAGGCCGACUUGGACGCUAUGGGGCUCUCGCUCGACGACCCGUGCUGCGAUCACUUCUACAAGAACGUCUGGCAGGCCACCUCGCUGCAAAACACCACCAUGUACGAGGAUGUAUUCCACUGUAUACCAACAGAUGCGGUAGGCUCCUUCGCAGAGCUCAAAAAGUAUCAAGAAGAUCACCGCGAGACGCUUUGGCACGUGGAUCGAGCGAUGGCGAACAGGAAAAUAGAUGUUAUACAAGGAUACGUUGUCGAUAUGCCGCUUAAUUUCCUCCACAAAGAAAGCUUGACACCCAGAAACACAUCUGUUGAAGGUUAUCUACCUACUUCUUUAUGGACGUAAUUUGUAAUCAUCUUAAGGUAAAGCGUCGGGACCUAAUUUACUGCCCUAAAUUACACCCAAAACAUUCUGUGUCAACUUAUAUUUCAAACUGACUCUCCAGUGAAGGAAACACCGAGUCUACCAAAAUGUUGGGGCCUAAUUUACUACCCUGAAUUACACCCAGAAAAAACGUUA